AAGUCUUAUUUGACACCUCUGGUGCCAUGUUGUAUAUGAAUUUUUUUUAUUAAUAAAAGUGUUCAAUUAGAACAAACAGAAAAUAAAAUGUCCAAAUAAAAUAUGUAGACAACUUUAAAUGACGAUCGGAUUCCAUAAUUCUAACUCCCUUCCCUCCAAGAACCUGAGUUUAUACCCAUAAACUGAAAGGUAAAACUAUAUCCCAAAAAGGGCAUUCCGUUGGUAACAAACUCUUCUGUGCAAAACUAUAAAUAGAACUGACGCUCCUCAUUCUUCUUCAUCACUUCCAAUUUCUCUGCAAAAAGAAAAAAAAAAUGAAUUUCUUAGUGAAUGCCGUGAAUUUGUACUUCAAUAGAAAUUGGACAAGAAAAGACAUGAUGAGUUCUGCACCAAUUACCCAGCACGCUCACACAAGCUUGCAAAAGGUGUAUCUUGCCCUCCUCUGUGCCAUGUCGGCUGCUGCUUGUGGAUCCUACUUGCACUUCAUCGGGGAAGUAGGGGGGCUGUUCACAGUCCUUUCUUCUGAAGCAAGUUUACUCUGGCUUUACCAUACACCACCAUGGAGAGUGCGAAAGAGGGUUGUGCUCUUGAUGUAUACUGCAUUUUGUGUUGGUGCUUCUGUUGGCCCUUUUACCAAGUACUUCUUCGAAAUCGAUCAAAGCGCUGUCGUUAGAUUUUUGCAAGGUGCAGCAACUGUCUUUGGAUGUUUCUGGGUUGCAGCCAAAGAAGAAUGGGAAAGGAGCCAAAUCUACACCAUUGGCCUGUUUUACUCUCUAAUGUAUCUGUUAUUUGGCAUUUCUCAAUGGACGUUAAAGGCAUGCGUUUUGCUUCCAUUGUUCAUGGUGUACCUUGUGGUAUAUAGCCAAGAGAUAUUGUACGAUGCUCGAUUUGGAGGAAUUGACUUUGUCAAUUGCACAUUUACCAUCUUCCUACAUUUACCGGCUAUAGUGGUCCAUGCUAUAAGACUCUGCCUGGUUGCAAACAUUGAGCAACGCAGACAAAAUUAAUGCUGAUACACAUGGAACUAUAGAAUAAAUAGGGAGUAGUAUACAGAUGUAGAACUUUGUAAAUGAUGAAAAAGUAUGUCUUUGUGAUGACUACAUUUUACAGUAAAUUCAUAGUCUGAAGACAGAGAUCAGUCUAUUGCCUACUUAACUCGGAAAUGAACAGAUUUAAAUGUUACAUCAUUUAAAUGUGAUUUUCGGCAUGAGAUACUUAUCAACUUUUAAAAAAUCAGUUGAUCUAAUCAGACUCCUAAUGAU
Molecule: messenger RNA, 1262 nt
Organism: Solanum lycopersicum (tomato)
Lineage: Eukaryota; Viridiplantae; Streptophyta; Magnoliopsida; Solanales; Solanaceae
Product: bax inhibitor 1-like
Source: RefSeq, a predicted model, not a curated record